Molecule: messenger RNA, 4478 nt
Organism: Galleria mellonella (greater wax moth)
Lineage: Eukaryota; Metazoa; Arthropoda; Insecta; Lepidoptera; Pyralidae
Gene: ste14
Product: protein-S-isoprenylcysteine O-methyltransferase
Exons: 5
Coding region: 186-1073 (295 amino acids)
Biological process (GO): C-terminal protein methylation
Cellular component (GO): membrane; endoplasmic reticulum
Molecular function (GO): protein C-terminal S-isoprenylcysteine carboxyl O-methyltransferase activity
Source: RefSeq, a predicted model, not a curated record
AACUCCAAUACAAUAAGGAUUGAUAGUUGUCAAAAUUUUAUUUCGCCCUUUUUCCUGUUUUUGUGCCCUUGUUUUUAUAAUUUUAUUGAACCAAAAACCUUUAAUAUUUACCGUAAGACGAAAUUCAUUUGAUUAAUGAACGAAAUGACUCGUAUAUAACCGUAAUUUGUUAAAAUUAAAAAAACAUGUCUUCAGCCGGGCGGCAAGCAUUGUUAUGCUUUUUCUCUUCUGCAUCAUUAUUUACUGUAUCAUUUUUCUCUGGAAGUGUACUCGGAUUCACGUCGGAGCUAUGGGCCCUCACGUACUGGGGUCCCGCACUGUAUUUCUGUCUAUUUAACUUCAUUUUGAGAUAUUGUUACAAAGGAUUUACAUAUGAGGUAUUAGUAAGAUCAGCUUUCCUCGGCUGUUCAUUUGCCAUUGGUCUCUACCUGGCAAUGUUUGAAGAUGGCUGGCGAGUGUUUGGCCUCUACACCAUGGUGCUGUCCACCUUCCACUUCUCAGAGUUUGUGGCGGUGGCGCUCACAAACCCCCAAACUCUGUCCAUAGACUCCUUCAUACUAAACCACAGUGUUCAGUAUGGAGUGGCUGCGGUUUCCAGUUGGAUGGAGUGGGCUGUAGAGUUCUACUUUUAUCCAGAAAUGAAAACUUAUUUCUGGCUGUCCAGUGUUGGUGUGCUGAUGUGUGUCGGUGGCGAGCUGCUCAGGAAGUCUGCCAUGUUUACUGCUAAGACCAAUUUUAACCACACUGUGCAGUAUGUCAAGCGGCCUGACCAUCAGCUGGUUACCCACGGCGUGUACGCCCUCUGUCGGCACCCUAGCUAUGUGGGAUGGUUCUACUGGUCUAUUGGCACCCAGAUCAUUCUACUGAAUCCGAUCUGUAUUAUCGUCUACACGCUCGCCUCCUGGACAUUCUUUCGAGAGCGUGUCUACGCAGAGGAGUUGACGUUACUGGCAUUUUUCGGGCCGCAGUACGCGGAGUACCAGAAGAAGGUCGGCACUGGUCUACCGCUGAUACCAGGGUACGUGCCGGAGAACACCAGCCAGCGAGUGAAAGAUGACCACUGGAGUUACUGAAAGGUACUAUAUGUUACCACGAGGAUAGGCCUAGUGACUCCAACAAUACAUGGUAAACGGUCCGCGCUCGUGUAUAAAUAAGUUUAGCAACUCGUGCGUAAACCGUAACGUAACUAUCUGGAAUGGCCUUUCCCGUGAAGCUUGUUCUUCAUCUUAUAACCUUGGAUCCUUCAGAUGAAGCGUGAAAAAGCACUUAGUGAGUUACCAUAGUGCGGUCAACCAUUGAGAGUAAGUUAUUCUCAUUUCGGCUGGUCGUAUUCGUGGACUAUAUCGUCUCUGUGUACGUUCAGGAUGGAGUAGUCACACGUCUUGUUAUAAUAAAAAAAAAACUCGAAAAGUUGAAGGAUAUACCGUCAUAGUCGUAGAAUACUGACGAAUCUUUAUAUGUAAUCUUUGUCAGAUCCGUCAGUAUUCUACGACUAUGACGAUAUAACAUAGUUUGUAAAUAAAAAUUUACAAUUUAUCUGAUCUCAAGUAUUCUUCAAUCUUCUCUUCCUUCAACUUGGUUUCCAUGACAUUUUUCCUACGUUGAACAGUUACAAUUGUAACAUUUUUUUAUAUAUUUCGUUUUUGGCCUCUUUACACCGCCAUUCACACCGACUCUAUGGUUGUCAAUCCUAAUUUGACCUCUUUUUAGAAAGACCCGAUCCCAAUUUGCCCUAACAACCUCGAUAAUCCUGGCCACAACAUUCUUAGCUUGCGCAAGUGGUUUGCAACUUGGCAAGCAGGUUAGCAACCGCAGGUAGACUUUGGUGAUGUUUUAAGAGGGACGUUGCUGCCCAUCCCUCGUCUUAAGUUCCCUCAGUCACUUACGACACCCACGGGAAAUAAACGGGGUGUGUUACAAUGCUGUGUUCAAAUUCUAAUUGAUCUGUUACACUAAUUAGUGUAUGAGAGUGAACUCUGCCUGUAAAAAAGUGGGACGUUACUAUCUCUACAAAAGAUAACGCCCCAGCCAAAUGAAAUGCCUUUACUUUAAGUGCUUUAUUUUCUACAUGUGUAAGAGAAAGAGCGACAUUUUAUUUAUCUCUUAAAGUUCUGUCAAUUUGUUAAUAUUGUCAUUUUAUAAAAAAAAUACAAGCUAAUGUAAAAAUUAACAAGAAAUAAAUUAGAUAAUAGUUCAAAAUCAAUUGUUACGCUUGAAUUGUUUGCUAACUCAUAUAUAGAACUAUAUAAUUUGUUAGGGGAUGAAAUUAUUGUGAUUCUUAGCAAAAAAAUAUCAAUAGAAUAGACUAAUAUUAAAUACAUAUUGUCUAAAUUUUCUUACCCUUAACCUAGUCAAUAGAAAACGCUAGAAUAACUCUUGUUUUUUUUAUAUUUGUCGUAUUGUUAGUGCUCUGUGUGGCACGAGUAUUUCAGCUCAGUUUAAAUACUAAGAUUUAUAUUUCAGUGUAAUCCUAGAAUAGGGAACAAACUGAAAGGUCUAAAUAUACAAGUACUUACUGUUUUUACAUUGUAUUAAAAGGCGUCUUCGACUUAUUUUAAUGUAUUUUGGAGUAGAAGGGGAACGUUCAAAUAUUAUGUAACGCAAUUUUUGUCGAUUUUUUACCCUCCCCCCCAUGUAAUGGGUUGUGAUCUUUGUUCCCGCCGGUAGGGAAGAAGAUCCCCGUCACACCGAUGGCGCGUUAUCAGCUACGCACCUACACAAGAAGAUAGACAAAAAUGUGCAAAAUUUAUAAUUACAUUUAUUAAUUUUAAAAGGUACAUCAACAGUGUAAACGCAGAUAUUUAUUUAAUACACAAAGCUUGCAUCUUACAUUUACGUCAAUUACAGAUUCAUGCAUUUUCUAAAGACAUCGAUUUCACACUAAUAAAAUUGACACUAGCAAAACAAAGAAAAAAUAUAUCAUAAUUUUUCACAAGUGAUCGCAAAGUGAGAGCAAUAUUCUAAUUUUAGUGGCGGAUUCAAGAUUUUUAAAACUGUUUUUUUUUUUUUGUACUGGAUUAAUCAAAUACUGUCACUCUUAGAGUAUGUAUUACAAACAUGUUUUGUAUGUAAAUGACCCCUGUUUAGGUUAUGAUGGGAGAUGGCUCUUCAGAACCGAACACAUUGUAUGCUUCUGGUUUGUUCGAUAUUCUGAGAUAAUGUGCGUUUGACUUGUUUACUUACCUUUAGCUAUGUAGGGGUGGGUAAUAUAAUAUAUAGCAAUAUAGUUGGGAGAUAUAUUUAGAGAAAUGACGCCAAUAUUGAUUGGGAUGAGUAAUAGCAAUAAAUAUGUUUUAGUUACAAUAUAUAUAUAUAUAUAUAUAUAUAUAUAUAUAUAUAUAUAUAUAUAUAUAUAUAUAUAUAUAUAUAUAUAUAUUAAUUGUAUUUCCCCCUGGAAACUAUCAUGGUUAAUUCCUGAUGAUUUAAUCAUGAUAGACUAAAUGGCCUGUUUUCAUUCUCAUCUAUCACCCUUCACUGGUGCUCCGCCAGCGUAUCCCGUUAGCGCAGGCGGAGUUACCAUACCAUUUUCACCCAUCAAAAAGAAAAAUGUUCAAAGUCUCUUAUCCAAAAAAUUAUAUUUGAUAACAGACUUUUAACACAUUCAAAUAUAGAUAUCCGACCGAUAUCGGCGAUAUCGAAAUGGUUGAUGACCUUUUUUCCACCAUCAAUGUGCAGAAGAACCCAGAAUAACUCAAUAUAUAGGUAUCCGAUCAAUAUCCAUGUUACCCAUGCCUGUAGCUAUGAUACGAAUGAAGCAUUUUGUUCAAAUACUAAUAUAAAAUGUAUAUAUUGUAAUUUCUAUAUUAUUCUUCUUAAAUUUUUCAUAACAGUUUUGUAAAUACGAAGAAAUAUUAAUUGUAAUUAAUUAAAUAUUGUUUAGUUUUAUAUUCGAUUUCUUACUAUUGUAUAGUUUAAUGUAUCAUACUGUACAACUGUGUAUAGGCUUACGUGUAUUGUACAAAGGUUGUGAAUGAACUGAUUCAUUGCGUUUAAAUAUAAUAUAUUUAUAUUGUAAUAAACAGAGGUAAUAAAUAUAUCCAUAUUGAAGUAUACAUAGUAUUACACAAUUUGCCCUUCUUUGCAUAAUGGUGGAAAUUUCCAUCAUAACAUUGAAUGUCCAAAAAUUAUUUAAAAGAACAAGUUCACUUUAAUUUGAUCGUGUCUGGAUACCUUUUUAAUGUUCAUUGCAGAAAAAAAAAACAUAGCUGUCAUAUUUAUUUUUUUUAAUCAUUUUUCCUUUAAUUUUGAACAUGAAUUAUAUCACCUUGAUUUAUUUCAGUAAUAAACAAAAAAAUCAUGCAAAGAAGGGUUAAAGAUGUUUUAGAAUUGUAUAGAACCUGAGUCCAGCCACCGUACUCUGUUACAAUAAAUAAGCGUAAUUAAAACUUAUUCCAAUUUAUUGUAUCUUGUCUUAAUAUUUCUGUAUUAUAACUUGGUACAUACAUAUUUGAAAAAUAAACUGGGUAUAUAAUUUUUUA